This is a messenger RNA of Hyla sarda, 951 nucleotides long. Its product is annotated as olfactory receptor 6B1-like. The coding region runs from base 1 to 951 and encodes 316 amino acids. Gene Ontology annotation, biological process: G protein-coupled receptor signaling pathway. Lineage: Eukaryota; Metazoa; Chordata; Amphibia; Anura; Hylidae. Gene Ontology annotation, molecular function: olfactory receptor activity; G protein-coupled receptor activity. The record is from RefSeq and is a predicted model, not a curated record. Gene Ontology annotation, cellular component: membrane. The transcript has a single exon.
AUGGAGGUGCAAGAAGUUAACUCCACCGAUGUCACUGAGUUCCUUAUACUUGGAUUCCCGUCUCUCAAUCAUUACAAGUUGACUUUCUUCUCUAUUGUUCUUUUCAUGUAUUGUAUGACUAUGCGUGAAAACCUUUUGGUCAUUUUCUUGGUGUCCACAAGCCAACGUCUCCAUUCUCCGAUGUAUUUCUUCCUUGGACAUUUGGCUCUGGCAGACAUAUUCCUUGUCACAAUUGUUGUUCCUAAGAUGCUGGAUGUUAUCAUAAGGGAAGGGAGUGUUACACCUUUUGCUGAGUGUCUCAUAGAGUUUUACCUCUAUGGUGGAACAGUUUGUACCGAGUGUUUUUUGCUCACAGCCAUGUCCUAUGACCAGUACUUGGCCAUCUGUAAACCGCUACAUUAUGUCUCAAUGAUGAGUGUCCAGCUUAGAUACAUCCUGGUCAUCUCCUCCUGGGCGCUCAGCUUUAUGUCAGUGCUUAUGACAUUGUUAUUCAUAUUAAACUUAGACUUCUGUGGGCCGAACGCAAUCGACCAUUUCUUCUGUGAUUAUGCUCCUUUAUCAGAACUUUCUUGCUCAGACACCACAGCUGUGGGUAUAGAGAUGCUUGUCCUCACUUUUACAAUAAUUCUGUUCCCGUUUCUUUUAGUCAUAAUAUCGUAUGUCUGUAUCUUUAUCACCAUUUUUGGAAUUUCCUCCAUAUCAGGCCAGCAAACAACAUUCUCCACCUGUAGCGCUCACCUGAUAGUUGUUUCUACCUACUAUGGGUCCAUGCUCAUAAUCUACAUGGUCCUGUACAGAGGACAUUCUGUGCCUAUUAAUAAGUUCAUUUCCCUUGUCUACAUUUUACUAAACGCCCUUCUUAACCCUAUUAUAUACAGUCUAAGAAACCAAGAGAUUUGGUCUUCUGUAAUUACAUAUCUAAGGGUUUGUGAUAAGAAAAGAGACUUGUAA